Molecule: messenger RNA, 1632 nt
Organism: Closterium sp. Naga37s-1
Lineage: Eukaryota; Viridiplantae; Streptophyta; Zygnematophyceae; Desmidiales; Closteriaceae
Source: the annotation of a GenBank genome assembly
AUGGGGAACCAGACGAGCGUGGUAGACGCGCUGGUCGAUCUCGAGUUCCCGACAGCCGCGGCGCCCGCCGCGGCCCGCCUGCCGCCCGGCCAUGACCUCCCCAUGGGCGUUCUCUCCUUCGAAGUCGCGUCGCUCAUGCGGAAAGCCCUUGAUUUAUGGCGGCAGCUCGACGCGCGGAACACUGCUGGCUUGGAAAAGCAGCUGCAGACCGAGGGCCUGAAGCGUCUGUGCGUGGGGGACUAUUCUCUCCGCUGGCGCUUGGCGGGCGCGGAAUACGCUUCCGACCUCACCGCGCUGACCGCCGCCGUGGGUAUGCUCGCGCGCAGGAGCGGGGGCGCGCGGAGCGGAGAGGUGCUGAAGCGGCUGCGGGGGUACAGCCGCGCGUGGAAGCGCGAAGACAGCUUCAGCGAGGGCGAGGCGGACGAACUCAUGCGGUUCCUGAGGGAACAGCUGGAGCCAAUGGGAGCUCUUCACAACGCAAUGCUUGCACUGGAUGACGUCAUCAACAGCUCCGCAGCAGACCCCGAGGUGCAGAACCCUAAGGCUCGCCGCCCCAAGGGGAAGCCACAGGCCGCCGUUAUGGAGCAGAUGCAAGUGGUGCAUCAGCUGCAGCGAGCAUCCCUCUGGAACCACCCACUCGAACGACCGGUGCUGAUGUUGGCAGUUUCGAUUGGGGUGCUGUGGCAGCAGUACCGAUCAGUCUUCGGCCGCCCAGCCCCCCCAAAGCAGGAGGAGCUGAAGGCCUCGCUGGGAGCAGCGGGGCUGCCGUCAGUGUAUGCGCGCGUGCUGUUGGGGGUGGAGCAGAUGCGAGAGAUGAGCCCGAUUAGCCAGCCAUUCAAGGAGCAGCGGAGGGAGCUCUACGGCAUGACUUUUGAGUCGACUCAAAAGUCACCAACCAGGAGGGAGCUCUACGGCAUCCUCCCGUCCACCGUGCGUUGGCGCCUAGCCAAGCGGCUGAAGCAGCGGUCCAAGCGGCAGAUAGACGGGGGGAUAGCCAAGGAUUUGAAGGGCGUGGUGGGGGACAUUCUGAGAAGAGAGCUCUACUCCAUCCUCCCGUCCACCGUGCGCCGGCGCCUGGCCAAGCGGCUGAAGCAGCGGUUCAAGCGGCACAUAGACGGGGGGAUAGCCAAGGAUUUGAAGGGCGUGCUCUACUCCAUCCUCCCUUCCACCGUGCGCCGGCGCCUGGCCAAGCGGCUGAAGCAGCGGUCGAAGCGGCAGAUAGACGGGGGGAUAGCCAAGGAUUUGAAGGGCGUGGUGGGGGACAUUCUGCGGUGGGCCGUGCCUCUGGCUGAGCGCACGGAGGUGUGGAAUGGCGACAAGUCGUUUGGCACGCAGAGGAGGAACCGCGGGCACCGCACUCUGCUGGUGGAGACGCUUCACUACUGCGACAAGGACAAGUUUGAGGCAGUGCUAGUGGAGCUGCUGACCUCCUUCUCCCUCGUCACGCUCCACUUCAGACGCGCAAACCUGCAACCGCACCCGCCCUCCAAAGCUCGCCCUCCCUCGGCCCCGAUCCGACGCAAGCAGCCAGGCUCGGCCGAGCCUAAGAACCAGGCCGCGCGGCCGUCCACCGCUCCUGCCUUUCCCCCUUCUGCAUCUGCUCCCACUUUUACGCACCGGAUGGGGGCAUAA